Messenger RNA from Betta splendens (Siamese fighting fish), 3469 nucleotides. RefSeq lists its product as uncharacterized. Gene Ontology annotation, molecular function: DNA-binding transcription factor activity, RNA polymerase II-specific; RNA polymerase II cis-regulatory region sequence-specific DNA binding. Lineage: Eukaryota; Metazoa; Chordata; Actinopteri; Anabantiformes; Osphronemidae. Bases 163 to 3102 code for a protein of 979 amino acids. The record is from RefSeq and is a predicted model, not a curated record. Gene Ontology annotation, cellular component: nucleus. Gene Ontology annotation, biological process: regulation of transcription by RNA polymerase II. The transcript is spliced from 7 exons.
CUGUUUUUUCCGGAUUCGCAGGUCAGGGAGAAAAAUAAUCGUUUUUGCUCCAUUGUGGUGGAGCAGCUAACAUAUUUAGGGCGCACACAUCAGCACGCGUUCUAGUGGCCGUUAGAGUUCUAUGGAGUUCGGAACCGGCCUGGUUCACCCCCGAGCGGUGAGAUGGCAGUUUUAACCAGCAAAGCGCUUCACGAGCAACUCUCCGUCAUCAUGGGCGCGCUGACCAAAGCUGCGGUGGCGGAGAUUUGCAAGGUGGUGGACAAAGGCUACGCGGCGCUUCAGAUGGAGAUCACCCGCAGCCACAAGGAGAACGAGGACCUGAAGAAGAAGCUGCACCUCAUCGAGUCCAUCGUGGUUCGGGGGAGUAGCGCUGCGGCGCCCGUGGCUGAGGCGGAGGUGGCGUUAGCAGCGGAAGCAGCCGUUCAGCGGAAUGGACGCGGCGGGGACGUCGCUGCUGCGGGCGCAGGAGGCGGUCAACAUGCGGUGACAGUGCGGAAAGAGCUUCCAGAGGUGGUGCUGAUCAAAGACGAGGACUCAGACAAUGAAGACAACUUUUUAGAAGAACAUACACCUGUGGGCGGAGGUACAGCUGCAACAACAGAGACUGUCACAUCGACACCGACCAGCCGAAACCUGAAGAGAAACUGGCCAAGAAGUGAAGGGAAAGACAAGAGUCCAUGCUCCGAGCAGCUCACACUGAGGACAUCCCAACUGACUGAGACACUGAAGACUGUGACCGUCUACAGCGUGGGCUCUCCUCAUAGGGAACCUGGCUGCUCCAGUCAGCUCGGAAGUGAUGAGAUGGAGGCCAGCGAGUCGGUUGGUUCCUACUCCUCACAGGUGGACCCAGAUCUCCAUCUAGUCCAGGAGAGCCUGCUGGUUCCUCCCAGCGCUAACAGACAGACUUAUUUUGGUAAUAGCACUGAAUCUGAGUCUCGCUCCACGUGGAACAAACAGACAAAAAGUCAGUUGCCUUUUGCUCAGUUUCAGCAAAGUGAAAAUGUGGACAAUGAGGCUUUUGGGCUCAAGCUGGUCAGCGUGUCAGGUUCAACCUCGGCAGAGUGUCAGCUGUCUGAAAACAGCAACUCCACAUUCGAGUACGAGGACGCUGAAAUGAUGAACGUUCCUCUUUACGGGGAGCAGUCAGGCCGGUCGCAGCUCUGUGACGAGCAGCUGGGCUCUGGAGCCCGAGGGAAGCGUUUCAUAUGCUCCGUGUGCAGCAAGACGUACGCCACAUCCCAGAACCUGGAGGUGCACCUGCGCAUCCACACGGGCGAGAGGCCGUUCAGCUGCAGCCAAUGCGGCAAGAAGUUCACGCAGUCGUGUCACCUGAAGUCGCACCUGAGCGUGCAUUCUGGAGAGCGGCCGUACGCCUGCACGCUGUGCUCCAAGACCUUCAUCGUCAAGUACAGUCUCAAUUUACACAUGAAGAAAUGCCACCCCAACAUGUUCAGCAGGAUAGAAGCUUGCAGCCAGAUGGUGAAUGACGAUCACACUGCUUGUGUCAGCAGGACAGUUCAGGUCAAGUCAGUGUUGGCAUAUCCAGACUUUGAACUGCCAUUCAUACUCCACACUGAUGCCUCCCAGCAGGGCCUUGGGGUGGUGCAGCAUCAAAAGCAGGGCAGUAAAAUGAGAGUGAUUGGCGACGGCUCUGAAUUGUCGUGUUUACGCUGGGUGGGAGUUAGCGUCGGUCUGGAGCGUCUCCUGCGUUUAUUGUCCUGCACAGGUGAUUCGGAUCGUUCUGCUGCAAUAAAGAAGCACGUGGCUGAGUCCAAACAUGUCCCCCGCCUCCACCUUCCACGCGCAGCUGGCCUCCAUCAUGGAGGUGCUGGCCAACACUGCGGUGGCGGAGAUCUGCGAGCUCGUGGACAGCGGAUACUCGCUGCUACAGUUGGAGAUCUCGCGGAGCCGCAAAGACAACGAGCUGCUGAGGAGAAAGCUGCGGCUCAUGGAGCUGAAAGCCGCACGCGCGAACGCUCUGAGAAGCGCCGCGAGCGGCACCGCGCUUGUGGGCGCGAGCGGACGGGCUCGCGCCCAACGGGCUCAGCCCGGCAAGGAGGCGAGGCGCAGACCGGAGGGGGGGUUGGCGCCGCCCACAGCGUCUCUGAAGGGUCCUCCACCUGCUUCAGGACAAGAGGCCCCACAGCUGCCGGUGCGAGAAGUUGGCGUCUUCCUUUACUUCCUUGCAGUGCUUGUUUUAUCCCUCACUUUGUUUCUUCUCCCUUUCUGUGGUUCCAGUCCCCAAACCACAUCACUGCUGUGAUCAAGGUGGAGGACGAUGAUGAGGACUGGUCCCAGACUGAGCUGGACAAAGGUUUUUGUCGCGUUAAUAGAGAUCAGGCCACAGAGACGGAUGCUCCACGUCAGCCGGCCGAACAGGCAGCCACAAACCAGGACAAAGGCCCGUCUCAGGCCUGGAUGAGCGGUGAAGUCAGCUCCACCUCCAUGUCGCUGCAGAAAACCCUGAACUCCAGCAGCUACGACUGCCUGGUGUUUGAGCCGCCGCUGCAGCAGAACCCUGAGAGCGAGGAUCCCGGCUGCUCCUACCUGUUUGAUAAGGAUGUGAGCGCUUUAGAUACAGACAGCAGCCGCUUCCCUUUCACCAUCACAGAGGUCAGGUCUGUAUCAGAGCAGCAGCCGCCUGCAGUGUCCACAGACGGCCAGCAGAGGGCGCUGUUGGUCCCAGACCAGCCUCAGCAUCCGGUUAGAAGGAGUGGACGGAGGCAGCAGGAGGCAGUGAACGAACCCGGGGACCACGUUGGUUUCUUUGUUUGUAACUUCUGUGGCAAGUCUCUGUCCUGCCUGAAGAACCUAAAGACCCACAUGAGGGUCCACACGGGCGAGAAACCGUUUGUCUGCUCUCUCUGUGGAAAGCGCUUCUCCGACUCCAGCAACCUGAAACGCCACCAGAGCGUCCACACCGGCGAGAAGCGCUACGGCUGCGCCCACUGCAGCAAGCGCUUCGCCCAGUCCGGAUCCCUGAAGGUGCACAUGACCUCCCACGCAGAGUGCAAGCAGCUCUGCUGUUCGCAGUGUGGCAAGACGUUCAUAUCCAGCGCCCACCUGCGAAGACACGCCCUAGUGCAUGCUGGGAAGACGUGAGCAGCCGCGCUUCGCUGAUGGAGUUACAACACCACACACUUAUAUUCAGCAUUGCACCAGUCAUGUGUUCAUCCUCGUCUCCAUGGUAACCAAGUGGCCUGAGGAACGUGCUAGUGGUUCUACUAGAAUUGUGGUGGUUUGGGUUCUGCCAGCUGGUGCUGCUCGGCACGAGUUGCUGAGUUUGGGGGUAUUUCAUUUAGUUUAACUACAAACAGAUAUGUAUGAUCAGGUCACGUCAUAGAGCAAAGGAAGGGAGACUGAACGUUGUUCCUUUUUGUGAUACAGUAACAGGAUCUUUGUUCUGACAAUAAACUACAGGCUUUGGUUAAAUAAAAAAAUGCUUUGAUGAUUCAGAACUGAAAACUAA